Aspergillus glaucus CBS 516.65 is the source of this 330-nucleotide messenger RNA. RefSeq lists its product as uncharacterized. The record is from RefSeq and is a predicted model, not a curated record. NCBI's taxonomy places the organism in Eukaryota, Fungi, Ascomycota, Eurotiomycetes, Eurotiales, Aspergillaceae. The coding region runs from base 111 to 320 and encodes 69 amino acids. The transcript has a single exon.
GCCUCUGGUCUGUGUUUGAAUUGGUGAGAUUCCUUGUUAAAGAAAGUAUAACGCAUCUCCAUCACCUGAAUUCUGUCACCAUCUCAACGUGGCGACUUCCGUGCUGCGAGAUGCUGGGCAUGAUCCCGUUGUGGCAUGAUAUUACAGAAGAGGAAUUCUACAGUAACGAGAGUGUGGUGGCGGAAUUUAAAGAACGGGCUCUGGAAUUGAGUAGGACCGCCCGUGAGGGUAGCUUUCACUUUCUCGCGAGAUGUAAAUACUAUAAUAAGUGCAUAUCGGAGCAGUUGAGUGCGGACGAGAGCAGCUCUCUGGGAGGUUGAGCGAUGAGAU